This is a messenger RNA of Stomoxys calcitrans (stable fly), 2269 nucleotides long. RefSeq names its product protein commissureless 1 (gene comm). The coding region runs from base 276 to 1406 and encodes 376 amino acids. The transcript has 2 exons. Gene Ontology annotation, biological process: axon guidance. The record is from RefSeq and is a predicted model, not a curated record. NCBI's taxonomy places the organism in Eukaryota, Metazoa, Arthropoda, Insecta, Diptera, Muscidae.
GGUCAUGUUUUGGGAAAACUAAAAAUCGAUCAACUAAAUUCGAAAAUAAGAGCAAAAAUUUAAAACGGAGGAAAAAAUACGAGAAUAACGUGACUAAGAAAAUAGUAAAAAAAAUAGAUGGAAAAAUAAAAAAAAACAAAAAUAUAGAAAUUGCCAAAUCAAAAAAUUUUAAAUGAGAAAAAAGUGUUAAAAUUUAAAAAAAAAAAAACUAACAACCAAAGUUAUAAAAACCAAAAAUUUUAACAAAUAAACUAAACCCAUAUACAAUUAUCAACAUGGCUCCUUCACUGAAUCAGGAUUAUUCAGAGGACACCACGACCAUGAGUCCCAUUAUAACCACCACCACCAUAACUACCGACAGCCUGUACACUUCAUCAGCUUCACCCACAAUUAUGGAUAUGUGGAUGUCGCAAUUGCAAAAAGAUCAUCCGGAAAUCUCAUUUGUUGUCCCCAGUCAACAUGAUAAUCAACACAUUGAUAAUAUGAUGAAUUUUAAACGUCUGCUUGAGCAGGUGGGCAAUACCGCCUACGAUACCUUCUCUGCGGACCAUCAACAUUCCAGUUUGGUCGACUCUUUGGGUCAACCCAUAACACAUGAGCAAAUUUCAAAUAGUGCCGUCUUGAAUAUGGCCGAUUUGAAAAAUAAUGCCAUGUCUGGCUUGGAGAGAUUUUUUUCUGGUGCCGAUAUGAAUUCAAUGAUAAAUUAUUUAUGGGUUGGUGUGGUCACUUCAUUGGUCAUCUUGACAGUGAUUUUUGUCUUGUUCAGCUGUUAUUUCUAUCGCAAGUUUCGUGAAUGGAAAAAAUGCAAUAAAGACAUUCGCGCCCACUUGAACAAUGACAUGUAUCCUGGCACCAUUGUGCCUUGUGAUCCUUCAUCAAACCCUGAAGCUGCUUAUUACCAAAUGGAUAUGCCACCACCACCUUGUUACACCAUUGCCACUGGCCUGCCCACAUACGAUGAGGCUUUGCAUCACCAUCAACAGCAUUUUGCCUUUGGCAUGAAAUUCAUUUAUCCCACGCUCGCUGCUGUGCACCAUCAGGCCACAAAUUUGAUGAGCUCCUGGGAAAAAUACGAUAUGCAAAACACCAAGGACCAAGGCAAGGCAUCCACAGCAUCUUCAGCGGCUGCAGUCAUUGGUGCCAAGAGUUCCCCCAGCAAACAAGUAGGAGGAAAAUCAUCAAAAUGUAAAUUAUCGCAAACCUCGGAUGGCGCUUCAGAAUCGGCCAGUGAAUUGCUGCUGCCACCACCCUCCUAUGAUGUGGCAGCUGCCUCCAUGGCAUUUUUGGCGCCCGAGGAAUUCUCACAAGGAUGUGACAAUGUUAGCAUUGUUAUGCCCUUCAACAAGGAUGCAACAAGGACAUUGGAUACAGCCUCCGGCGACUUAACAGACGUUAUCGCUGUGUGAUUAUCCUGUUAAGAAGAGCCUUAAAUGCGAAAAAAGAGUUCCCUCCACUGUCCAAGCAUGAUUUGGGAAAAUUUGUAUAUAAGGAGAUUGUGUAAAUACCAAAACCAAAAUUAAUUUUGGAAACACUAGUUUUAAACAUUUAUAAUUUUUUUAAUUAAUUUUUUUUGAGAUUCUUGUAAAAAAUUGUUAAAUGUUUUUUUCCUCUCUAAAAUAGUUUUUGUAAAUUUUUUGUUUAUGUUUCCAAUGGUUUAUUUUUGUAAACACCUGUAAGACUGAAUAGUUUAUUUGAAUUUUGUUUUAAUUUUAAGUUAUUUAAAAAUUAUCCUAAGAAUUGAUCUGGUAGCAAGUAGUUUAGAAAAUUUUUAAGUUUUAGAUGUAGAAAUUAAAAAAAAAAAAACAAGAAAGAAAAAAACCUAAACAAAAAAGUCAACAACAAAAAAUAAAAUUGAAAAAAAUUUACAAUAUUUAAAUUUUAUAUUUGUUUUAAUUUGUUUUAAUUUUUUUUUUAGUUUCUUAUAAUUUUUUUUCACAAAAAGUAAACAAGGCAAACCACCCACACUUUUUAUAACAUAACCGCGGUUAAUUCAAAAUAUAAAAUUUUGAAUUUUACUCAAUUCAAUUCAACUCACCUCACUUAACCCCUAAACUCAAUACACCUCAUAUCAUAUCGCCUCACCUCCAUUAUCGGUUUCACCUAACAUAAAUACCUAAAAACAUUCCAACAUCAACUCUAAAAAACACACAUUGCUCAGCACAUGUUACAAAAUAAUUUUUCGGUUUGUUUGUUAUUUUUUAAUCCUUUCAAAAACAAACUACAGCACAAAGUGUUAAAGCAUUUCUCUAAAAUAAUCCAUUUAAUAAAU